CAAACCAUUGGUUAAUUUUGGACGGAGAGAGUAGAACCAAGCCAAUUACUCAUCGCCAAGGUUCGUCGUAUCUUCGUCCUCCUCUGGAAACCCUAGAUUUCCAAUUGAAAUUUAUAUCCGUAGCUUGUUUUUCCCGGAAAAUUUAUUCCAGUUGCGAUCAUGGGUAAUACGGAGAAAUUGUUGAAUCAGAUCAUGGAAUUGAAAUUUACGGCGAAAUCACUGCAACGACAAGCGAGGAAGUGCGAGAAGGAGGAGAAGUCCGAGAAGCUUAAGAUCAAGAAGGCUAUGGAGAAGGGGAACAUGGACGGGGCACGAAUUUACGCUGAGAACGCGAUCCGUAAGCGUACGGAGCAGAUGAACUAUCUCCGACUCGCUUCGCGGCUCGAUGCCGUUGUGGCUCGUCUCGACACGCAGGCGAAGAUGUCCACCAUUAACAAGUCUAUGGGCUCGAUCGUCAAGUCCUUGGAAAGUACUUUGGCGACCGGUAAUCUGCAGAAGAUGUCGGAGACCAUGGAUCAAUUUGAGAAGCAGUUUGUGAACAUGGAGGUCCAGGCUGAGUUUAUGGAGAAUGCGAUGGCGGGUUCAACUUCUCUGUCCACUCCGGAGGGAGAGGUCAACACUUUGAUGCAACAGGUAGCCGACGACUAUGGAUUGGAGGUUUCUGUGGGUCUCCCACAGCCAGCAGCUCACGCUGUGCCGACCAGGGAGACUGAGAAAAUCGACGAGGACGACUUAUCGAGGCGGCUUGCUGAGCUUAAGGCCAGAGGGUAAACAAUUUAUACUAGAAUGAGAUCCUAUAUCACAUCAAUGCGAUUUGUAAAAUCUACGUAUUUCCGAACUGACUUGUUUUAGUACCUACAAGAACUUAUGGUAUGUAUAAAUUUGAAGCAUUUGAUAAUACAUGUGAUAUGCUUAGUGCAUACUACGCUGCAUAUUACAGCUGAUGCUUUUCAUUGUCAAUUGAUUUUGAGAUGGAACCCAUAGAUAUUGAA
Messenger RNA from Momordica charantia (bitter melon), 992 nucleotides. Its product is annotated as ESCRT-related protein CHMP1B. The record is from RefSeq and is a predicted model, not a curated record. NCBI's taxonomy places the organism in Eukaryota, Viridiplantae, Streptophyta, Magnoliopsida, Cucurbitales, Cucurbitaceae. Gene Ontology annotation, biological process: vacuolar transport.